Eublepharis macularius is the source of this 3663-nucleotide messenger RNA. It is a transcript of the gene EPHA3, whose product is annotated as EPH receptor A3. NCBI's taxonomy places the organism in Eukaryota, Metazoa, Chordata, Lepidosauria, Squamata, Eublepharidae. Bases 39 to 2996 code for a protein of 985 amino acids. The transcript is spliced from 17 exons. Gene Ontology annotation, cellular component: neuron projection; plasma membrane. Gene Ontology annotation, biological process: protein phosphorylation; axon guidance; cell surface receptor protein tyrosine kinase signaling pathway. The record is from RefSeq and is a predicted model, not a curated record. Gene Ontology annotation, molecular function: transmembrane-ephrin receptor activity; protein binding; ATP binding.
GAAGAUAUGCAGCUCGCGCUGCCCUCUGCACCAGCAACAUGGAUUGUCACGUCUCCAGCCGCUUCCUCCUCCUCCUGCUCGCCUCUGCGCUCAGCUGCUUUGGGGAUCUGAGUCUCCAUCCGACCAACGAAGUUAAUCUGCUGGAUUCAAAAGCAAUUCAAGGGGAGCUGGGCUGGAUCUCCUACCCAGCACAUGGGUGGGAAGAAAUAAGUGGUGUUGACGAGAACUAUACUCCAAUCAGAACCUACCAAGUUUGCAAUGUUAUGGACCAUAGUCAGAACAACUGGCUGAGGACGAACUGGAUACCACGUAACUCAGCUCAGAAGAUCUAUGUGGAGCUUAAGUUUACCUUGCGGGACUGUAACAGCAUCCCACUUGUUCUAGGCACUUGCAAGGAAACUUUUAACCUGUAUUAUAUGGAGACUGAUGAUGACCAUUCAGUCAAAUUUAGAGAACAUCAGUUUACAAAGAUUGAUACCAUUGCUGCCGAUGAGAGCUUCACUCAGAUGGAUCUUGGGGAUCGAAUUCUCAAGCUCAACACAGAGAUUCGUGAAGUGGGGCCUGUAAGCCGGAAAGGAUUUUACUUGGCUUUCCAAGAUGUGGGUGCAUGUGUUGCCUUAGUAUCAGUGCGAGUGUACUUCAAAAAGUGCCCUUUCACUGUGAAGAACCUGGCUAUGUUUCCAGACACGAUACCUAUGGACUCCCAGUCAUUGGUGGAAGUGCAAGGUUCUUGUGUUAAUCAUUCCAAAGAAGAAGAUCCUCCCAAAAUGUACUGCAGUACAGAAGGAGAAUGGCUAGUUCCCAUAGGAAAGUGUUUGUGUAAUCCUGGCUUUGAAGAAAGAGGCUAUUCCUGCCAAGCUUGCCAAUCAGGGUUUUACAAAGCCUUUGCUGGUAAUGUGAAAUGUGCCAAAUGCCCACCUCAUAGUUCUACAAAUGUGGAAGGUUCUACAGAAUGCAAGUGUGAAAAGAACUAUUUUCGAUCAGAGAGAGAUCCUCCAUCUAUGGCUUGCACAAGACCACCCUCUGCUCCCAGAAAUGUUAUUUCUAAUAUCAAUGAAACAUCAGUUAUCCUAGAUUGGAGCUGGCCUUUGGAUACCGGGGGCAGGAAAGAUGUCACCUUCAACAUUGUAUGCAAGAAGUGUGGGGGAACCACCAAAUUAUGUGAACCAUGUAGUGCCAAUGUGAGAUUUAUUCCCCGUCAGAUUGGGCUCACGAAUACCACUGUGACUGUAGUAGACCUCCUGGCACAUACCAACUAUACAUUUGAGAUUGAUGCAGUUAAUGGAGUGUCAGACAUGGGUACCCUGACAAGACAGUUUGCUGCUGUCAGCAUUACAACUAAUCAAGCUGCUCCAUCCCCCAUUACAAUAAUUAGGAAAGACCGGACAUCUAGAAACAGCGUGUCUCUGUCUUGGCAAGAACCAGAACAUCCUAAUGGGAUCAUCUUGGACUACGAAGUCAAGUACUACGAAAAGGAGCAAGAGACAAGUUACACCAUUCUGAGAGCAAGAAGCACCAAUGUGACUAUCAGUGGACUCAAACCAGACACCACUUACAUUUUUCAAAUCCGAGCUCGAACAGCUGCAGGAUAUGGGAGCAACAGCCGAAAGUUUGAGUUUGAAACAAGCCCGGACUCUUUUUCCAUCUCCAGUGAGAAUAGCCAGGUUGUAAUGAUUGCCGUUUCAGCUGCGGUAGCAAUUAUUCUGCUCACAAUUGUGGUUUACAUCUUGAUUGGGAGAUUCUGUGGGCAUAGUAAAUCAAAACACAGCGCUGAUGAGAAAAGACUGUAUUUUGGCAAUGGGCAUUUAAAACUUCCAGGACUCAGAACUUAUGUGGAUCCGCAUACAUACGAAGAUCCCAAUCAAGCUGUCCAUGAGUUCGCGAAGGAGCUAGAUGCUACUAGUAUUGCCAUUGACAAAGUGGUUGGAGCAGGUGAGUUUGGAGAAGUAUGCAGUGGCCGCUUAAAACUGCCUUCUAAAAAGGAAAUUUCAGUGGCAAUCAAAACCUUGAAGGUUGGCUACACAGAGAAGCAGAGAAGAGACUUCCUAGGAGAGGCAAGCAUCAUGGGACAGUUUGACCAUCCCAACAUCAUUCGGUUAGAGGGAGUUGUCACCAAAAGUAAACCUGUCAUGAUUGUCACGGAGUAUAUGGAAAAUGGAUCUUUGGAUAGCUUCCUAAGGAAACACGAUGCUCAGUUUACAGUCAUACAGCUUGUGGGAAUGCUUCGAGGAAUUGCAUCAGGCAUGAAGUACUUGUCAGAUAUGGGUUAUGUUCACCGUGACCUGGCUGCUCGCAACAUCCUCAUCAAUAGUAACCUGGUGUGCAAGGUCUCUGAUUUUGGGCUCUCCCGUGUUCUGGAGGAUGACCCAGAAGCUGCUUAUACAACACGGGGGGGGAAGAUUCCAAUCCGGUGGACAUCACCAGAGGCCAUUGCUUACCGCAAAUUCACAUCAGCCAGUGAUGCAUGGAGCUAUGGGAUUGUUCUCUGGGAGGUGAUGUCUUAUGGAGAGAGACCAUAUUGGGAGAUGUCCAAUCAAGAUGUAAUUAAGGCUGUGGAGGAAGGGUACCGCUUGCCACCACCCAUGGACUGCCCAGCUGCCUUGUAUCAGUUGAUGCUGGACUGCUGGCAAAAAGACAGAAACAACAGACCAAAGUUUGAGCAGAUUGUCAGCAUCCUGGACAAGCUAAUCCGCAAUCCCAGCAGUCUGAAAAUAAUCACCAAUGCGGCUGCAAGACCCUCAAAUCUUCUUCUGGACCAAAGCAGCAUUGAAAUUUCACCUUUCCGCUCAACAGGUGAUUGGCUCAAUGGCAUUCGGAUAGGACACUGCAAGGACAUAUUCACAGGAGUAGAAUACAGCUCGUGUGAUACAAUAGCUAAAAUUUCCUCAGAUGAUAUGAAGAAAGUUGGUGUGACAAUUAUUGGGCCCCAGAAAAAGCUCAUUAGCAGUAUUAAAUCUGUAGAAUUGCAUACGAAGAAUGGCCCUGUUCCUGUGUAAGGUACCAAAAUGUCAAUGCUCAGGACACCCCAAGAAGUUGCUGUGAAAGGCAUGGUGACAAGUGAAAAACUGCGAGACGUAAAAGGCACUGUUGAAACAAUUGGGAAACAUUGUAUUUGGGUGGAAAGCUCAUGUCCUCUGAGAGACUCAUCUGCUGAGUUAAACUGCCUUAAAAUAGAAAUGAAAAUGGUUUUUUCCCCCUGUAUAUUUCCCCCCUUGUAAUAGUGGACUGCUUAAACAUAUCAUGCAUUUGGGGGGGGAAAUCCUUCCAAGAAACAUAGAGCCAUGCUAAUAUUAGGGGACUGACAUGACAGCGGAAGAAAAGCUGUGGAUGUUAUGCUGUAUUUUGACUGAUAGUCAGCAGCAGUUGGGGGGGGGGAUCCUUGCAGUAUUUUUUAUAAGCAGAAAGGAUAGGUGACUAGUAUUUUAUUUCUUUAAACCUAAUUCUUGUAAAAAUAUUUGGGGACAAUACCUCAGACUCCUUGCCAUAUCUGCAACAAUAUAUUUGCAAUAUUCUGUUUCAGUUCGGGAUGGUAAUUCAUGUAUAACUUUUGUGACAAAAUGGAGGCAAUACUUCACAUAUAAUGCUUGCCAUAAGGCUAGUUUUGGUGUGGUUGUUCUUUUUUUAAAAAAAAAGUCUUAAUUUUUUUAAAAAAUGAAAGGCAUA